Molecule: messenger RNA, 1467 nt
Organism: Exophiala spinifera
Lineage: Eukaryota; Fungi; Ascomycota; Eurotiomycetes; Chaetothyriales; Herpotrichiellaceae
Exons: 1
Coding region: 1-1467 (488 amino acids)
Biological process (GO): proteolysis
Molecular function (GO): aspartic-type endopeptidase activity
Source: RefSeq, a predicted model, not a curated record
AUGAGGCACUCCACAGCCGUCGUGGCCCUUGCGGCGCUGACAGCACCUCUUGCCUCGAGCCUCGCCAUCGCUGCUCGAUCUUCGAAUCCUAGAGUCGUCGGUCUAUCGAUUCACAGAAGACAUGUUUCAGAUCCAGUUGCUCAUGAUCGCGCCCGGUUGAGGAGGAGAUCAGGGACCGUGCUACAGGACUUGGACAACGAGGAAAGCCUCUACUACGCCAACCUCACCCUUGGAACGCCCCAACAAUCGUUGCGACUGCACAUCGACACGGGGAGCUCUGAUCUUUGGGUGAACACGGCCAAUUCCAGCUUUUGCUCUUCCGCCCGAGAUCAAUGCGAAGGUGGAACAUACGACCCCUCGUCCUCGUCAACCUACAAAUUCGUCAACAACUUCUUCAACAUCUCCUACGUCGACGGGUCCGGAGCCAGCGGUGACUACGUCACGGACACGUUGAACUUCGGCGGCGUUGCCCUCACCGACUUCCAGUUCGGCAUCGGCGAGGUCUCAACCUCAGAACAGGGCGUGCUGGGAAUCGGCUACCCGGCGAACGAGGUGAUCGUCAACCGUGCCGGGCUCGACCCAUACCCCAACCUGCCCGAAGCGCUGGUCAAUGGCGGGUUGAUUGCCUCAAACGCAUACAGUUUGUGGCUGAACGACCUCGACUCGUCGCAAGGCGAGAUUCUCUUUGGCGGUGUCAACACAGACAAGUACGAGGGAGAACUGGCCACCGUCCCCAUCCUUAAGAGCUACGGAGGCUACUAUGAAUUGUUGAUUGCCUUGUCGGGUCUUUCGAACGCUGGCACCGACCUGUCCUCUUCCAGCUCCCUCCCUGCCGCUGUCCUCCUCGACUCUGGCUCAACUCUGACCUAUCUCCCCAACGACAUCGUGACGAGUAUCUACGACGAAGUCGGCGCCGUGUACUCGCAGAGCCUGGGCGCCGCGUACGUCGAAUGCAACAUCACGUCCGACACCAAGACGGUAGACUAUGUGUUUUCCGGCCAGACGAUCAAAGUGCCGUACAACGAGCUCCUUCUCGACGCCGGCACAGACUCGACCGGGCAGCCUCUGAGAUUCGACAAUGGCGAGGUAGCUUGCGUGUUUGGCAUCGCCCCCGCUCAAGGUAGCACCCCGGUCCUGGGCGAUACGUUCCUCCGGUCCGCAUACGUUGUCUACGACCUUGCCAACAACGAGAUCUCGCUUGCCCAGACGGUCUUCAACUCGACCACCGACAACAUCAAGGAGAUCGCCAGUGGCACCGACGGCGUACCCAACGCCACGAAGGUGGCGAAUCCAGUCACCUCGGUCGUUUCUUCGGAUCAGUCUGGAGCCAUGAUCGGCGGGGCGACCUCGACGGUCACGGCGGGAUCCGUGGACAAUGCCGCCGCUUCGUCAGGACUCAAGAGUGUGCCAUUCGCCGCCAUCAUUGCCACCUUUGUGGCUGUCGCUGGACUCGCUCUUGUUGUGUAA